AUGCUCUCAUUGUUUGCGGGUGCUUUCCUUGCAAGCCAGGCCUUUGCUAUCAACAAUGGUCUUGCUAGAACUCCGCAGAUGGGAUGGAAUAACUGGAAUUCUCUAGGCUGUGAUGUGUCUCAAGAUCUUCUCCUUGAUACUUCAAGGAUACUGCUGGACAGUGGUUUGAGGGACGUAGGGUAUCAGUAUGUGGUUCUCGACGACUGCUGGUCGGAUGGUCGAGGAAAAGAUGGUUAUAUCCGCUCCGACCUCAAGAAAUUCCCCAAUGGCAUGAAGUGGGUGGCCAAACAGCUUCAUGAUAUGGGCUUUCUUUAUGGCAUGUACUCGAGUGCAGGUGAAAUGACUUGUGCCAGAUACGAAGGCUCCCUUGAUCAUGAGGAUCAAGAUGCUGAGACAUGGGCCUCGUGGGAUGUCGACUAUCUCAAGUACGACAACUGUUACCAUAGAGGACGCUUUGGAUACCCCGAAAUCUCCUUCAACCGUUAUAACAAGAUGGCAAAAGCCCUGAACAGCACUGGCCGACCAAUUCUUUACAGCCUUUGCUCAUGGGGUGAAGAUUACGUUCACACCUGGGGCAUGUCCAUAGCAAACUCCUGGCGAGUUUCAGGCGACAUUUAUGACCACUUUAAUCGUCCAGACACGUUAUGCUCCUGUGAUGAUCCUCGGGAUCCUCAUUGUGUUGCCCCUGGAGCCCACUGCUCUGUUAUGAAUAUCAUUAACCGCGUCGCUCCCUUUGUCGACCGAGGCCAAUAUGGAGGUUGGAAUGACCUCGAUAUGCUAGAGGUUGGUCAAGGUGGAAUGACAGACGAGGAAUACAAGGCGCAUUUCUCCAUGUGGGCAGCCCUUAAGUCCCCUUUACUCAUUGGUGCCGACCUUCGGAAGUUGUCCUCCACGACGCUGACAAUUUUGAAUAAUCCUGCAAUCAUUGCUGUGAACCAGGAUCCUAUUGGCCGUUCUGCACUACGCAUCUUCCGCGAUCAAGAGGUGAAGAAGGAUAGAUACGGACAGGGAGAAAUUCAGAUUUGGAGUGGCCCACUCUGGCCCCAUGACCAGCUGGUCGUCUUCCUCAAUGCUGCAGAUGAAGAUUUGGAAAUGACAACGAACCUCAAUGACAUAUUCGUUCAUCUCGGUCCCGAAGGCUCUGCCCCACAGACCAAGCUUGAAUUCGACAUUUACGAUCUAUGGGCUGACCGGAUGGAGGAUUUCAAAGCUGAACAAAUCCUCCAGGGGAAUAAUCAGUACAAGAAGGACUGGUACAACUCGACGGAGACACCAUACAAAGUUGGUCUUCAACAGGGAGACGUGAGGCUGCUAGGAAAACGUGUCGGCAGUAUUGGUCCUCAACAUGAUGCUCUACGUGCAAAGGUUCCCCGCCAUGGGGUUCGCAUGUUCAGAUUGCGGAAUCUGAAUGAGCCUGCCGCAAGGUACUCUUCGACUAAGGACGAGCUUUGA
This is a messenger RNA of Exophiala bonariae, 1452 nucleotides long. RefSeq lists its product as uncharacterized. The record is from RefSeq and is a predicted model, not a curated record. Gene Ontology annotation, cellular component: cytoplasm. The coding region runs from base 1 to 1452 and encodes 483 amino acids. Gene Ontology annotation, molecular function: alpha-galactosidase activity. The transcript is spliced from 2 exons. NCBI's taxonomy places the organism in Eukaryota, Fungi, Ascomycota, Eurotiomycetes, Chaetothyriales, Herpotrichiellaceae. Gene Ontology annotation, biological process: oligosaccharide metabolic process; glycoside catabolic process.